AUGUUCUCGACGACACAGCGACGUGAGGAAUCAUCCGACUCGGACCAAGACCCUUUCGACAGCGAACAGCCAGCUAACAAGCUUUUUGACCCGCUGCACCGUCUGUAUUCCCAUAUAUCCUCGACUGGACUCUUCGUCGCCCUGGCAGCAGUAAGAUUGCGCUCUGUCGCUCUCCUUGACUCUGCUUUCCCCGAAGUGUCGGCCUCCCCUCAUGUGGUUCAUGUUGGGGACAGCAUGGAGCGAGCAACGGAGGACGUAGCUAAAGCGAUCAAGAGCUCAUUCCAGGGAGUGCACUUGAUCCAUUACUCUGACCUUCCUGAUAAAUGGCGUAACAACCCGUUUGUUACCCAAGGUUAUAGGUUUAUACCCAUAGAGAGAUGGCCUCUCAUCAUAUUAUCCUUAUUCGCAUUCCAUAAUGAAACGCUUAAUAUACACACUCACCUAAUACCAUUCCUCAUUUUGGGAAUUAAUUCGAUACCACUUUUCGAUUCCGAAUUCAUCAACGCACCAGCACCGGAGAAGUUCUUCAUGGCGUUUGUCCUGCUCUGUUUGUUUUGCAGUUCGGUAUGGCACACCAUGUCGGGGUGUGCACAUCAUGGUAGUAUGCAGUUUUGUGCCAAGGUGGACUACAUCGGGAUUGGAUGGCUGAUCAGUGCAAGCGUCGCUUCGGUCGUGUACUACGGAUUCCAGUGCCAUCCUAGCAUCAACCAGAUCUUCCUCGCCCUGUGCGUUACAACGGGACUGGCAGGAAACGUCUUUCCUUUCAUGGAAUGGUUCAACCGUCAAGAAAACCGCAUAUGGCGCGUCCUAUUCUUUGUCGCACUCGCUCUUUCGUCCAUCGCACCCCUAGCAACAUACUCGAUGUUAUACUCACCGCUUCAGACGUUUUACUUUGUCUCUCCCGUCAUACCUUCCCUUCUAUCCUAUGUCGUUGGACUGAUAUUCUACGUGAGCCACGUACCGGAGCGGUUCCUUUCUAAUAAAUGGCAUCAGCGAUUAGAUGCCUUUGGAGGAGGGUCCCACUGCAUAUGGCAUUGCUUCAUUGUCCUCGCGGUGAUACUCCAUAGGUCUGCUAUACGUGAUAUGAAUAAUGAUGGCCUCGUAUGCACGGCAUAA
Molecule: messenger RNA, 1116 nt
Organism: Guyanagaster necrorhizus
Lineage: Eukaryota; Fungi; Basidiomycota; Agaricomycetes; Agaricales; Physalacriaceae
Product: HlyIII-domain-containing protein
Exons: 7
Coding region: 1-1116 (371 amino acids)
Biological process (GO): intracellular zinc ion homeostasis
Cellular component (GO): membrane
Molecular function (GO): signaling receptor activity
Source: RefSeq, a predicted model, not a curated record